UGUAGCCGGUGGGUGUAGGUGAGGUCACUGAAUUGCCCGUUCUGCACCCCUCUCCCCUUCCAGGUGCUAUGACCGGAAAGCUGCUGGAUAAACUCCCGGUAAAUAUGACCUCACUGCUUCCGGAUCCCCUCUACCCCGAGGAGGGGCAGGACCUACCCGGAUCGCUGUCAAUGUACCCCAGUGGGGCUAACGACCAACACUACUCUGCUAUGUCUGCAGAUAAUGUGAUGGAUUUGGGUCUGACCAAUGAGAAGAACUCUCAGGAUAUGUCCUACUCAGGCACCUUCCAGCCAGGUAACAAGACCGUCACCUACCUAGGCAAGUUCUCCUUUGAUUCUCCCUCAAACUGGUGCCAGGAGAAUAUCAUCAGCCUGAUGAGUGCAGGUAUCCUUGGAGUGCCCACAUCUCAAGCAGCUAAUUCAGGAGGAGGAGGUGGAAGUGGUGGCAUCAUGGGACAAAGUCAAAGUGAAGUUGAAUCUAUGUUCCAUGGUCUUCCACCUUAUGCCAGCUGUGGAGACCUGUACCAUGAUCAGGUGGGUUUUCAAGGAGGAAGUAUGGCACCAUACACUUCCCAGGAAUACCCAUCUCCGAAACAGAGUCUGGACUCUAGUGUCUUCCCAAUGAUACCAGACUACAAUAUAUUCCAUCACAACACUGAGAUGCCUCCAGUGGACCAGAAGCCCUUUCAAAAUAUGGAGGCUAUGCGGGUCAAUCCUCCACCCAUAACUCCACUGGAGACCAUCAAGGCAUUCAAAGAGAAGCAGGUGUUACCCAGCUUUGGAGGAAUGAGCCACCAGCCGCCACUUACUCUAAAACCCAUCCGGCCUAGGAAAUACCCUAACCGCCCUAGCAAGACCCCUCUUCAUGAGAGGCCACACGCGUGCCCCGCCGAAGGCUGUGACCGACGCUUCUCACGGUCUGAUGAGCUGACUCGCCAUCUGCGUAUCCAUACAGGGCACAAGCCCUUCCAGUGCCGAAUCUGUAUGAGAAGCUUCAGUCGUUCUGACCACCUCACUACGCACAUCCGCACUCACACAGGGGAGAAGCCCUUUGCCUGCGAUUUCUGUGGACGCAAGUUUGCACGUAGUGACGAAAGGAAGAGGCAUGCUAAGAUCCACCUCAAACAGAAGGACAAGAAGGGAGGGGACAAAUCAGCAUGCUCCCCCUCAGUGGCUGGGGCAACAGCGGUUACCACCUGUGCUUGAGGACAUAUUCCAUUCACCCCACUUUUUUGCGGGAUGGAGGGACUGAAAUGCUGCUCUGCAUGCCAUUGCUGUUUGCACCUAUUUCCUGCCAGAGAUUUGUAGAUCUGUGGCUUUUUUUGGGUCCUGCAUUGUAUUAUUUCAAUGACCCCUUUCCAAAAGUAAUCUGCAGGGUAUUAUUAUUUCUCCAUACUACAGGUGCCAACAGCAUUCACUGCACCUCUGCUAGCUGCACCUACACAGCAUUACCCAUUGCUACACCCGAGGACCUGUCUCUACCCUUUAGUAGGAGGUCGCUGGUUCACCCUUCACACCUUUUUUGACUAUCAUGCUGUCCGAGCUGCUGCAUGAUGCUUCAUCCACCACCUUACAUUGCUGCACCUACAGGAGAUCUCUCGCUCCCUACCUCCCUAAUGUACACCCUUCUGCCUCUAGAGCCCCCCUCCAUGUGUCUCCACACAAGAGCAGUGGUAACCCCGGGGGUGCAGGAACCUUCAGACUCCAGUCUGUCCCCCAUACAAAAGUCUUGGGGGGGUCCUUUUUUGCUGCUUAGUUAACACAAUCUGCUGCUGUUCCUGGAUGUUAGAUUCCAGUGUGCCUGUCUGCGCCCCCCCCAGGCAUUAACAUACACUUACUUCUACUUCUCUGCUUUUGGGAGGAUUGUCAGACUCAAGCUGUUUUUCAUGUAAUCUUUUAGAGUUUAUCUCUUCCUUACUUUUCUCUUCUCAUCCUAUCUCUAACAAUAUUCCAAACUUUCUCCUGUGCUCUCCUAUUAUUUAUCCGCCAUCACUACUCCCAUAGCCAUGCUUUAUUUCUAUUUCCUCAUCGCUCCUCUCAUUAUCCCCUGAUC
Molecule: messenger RNA, 2052 nt
Organism: Spea bombifrons (plains spadefoot toad)
Lineage: Eukaryota; Metazoa; Chordata; Amphibia; Anura; Pelobatidae
Gene: EGR3
Product: early growth response 3
Exons: 2
Coding region: 69-1205 (378 amino acids)
Biological process (GO): regulation of transcription by RNA polymerase II
Molecular function (GO): DNA-binding transcription factor activity, RNA polymerase II-specific; RNA polymerase II cis-regulatory region sequence-specific DNA binding
Source: RefSeq, a predicted model, not a curated record